Molecule: messenger RNA, 1881 nt
Organism: Colletotrichum karsti
Lineage: Eukaryota; Fungi; Ascomycota; Sordariomycetes; Glomerellales; Glomerellaceae
Exons: 1
Coding region: 1-1881 (626 amino acids)
Source: RefSeq, a predicted model, not a curated record
AUGGCGCCCACGUAUGAGGCCUUGUCAUAUGUUUGGGGAAGUAGCGACAGGGUCGACAAAAUCAUAACCCCUGACGGACCUAUGUUCAUCACGAACUCUCUACAGUCUGCCCUACGCCAGGUCAGGGAUGAUGAGUUGCCCCUCUUGCUAUGGGUUGAUGCUGUUUGCAUUAACCAAGCAGACGAUGACGAAAAGGCGGCUCAAGUGCAAAUGAUGGGCAAGAUAUACUCAUCAGCACAUCGCGUUUUAGCGUUUCUGGGCAACGAACCCGAAGAUACCGAAGAUACUUCGUUCUGCAUACGAGUUCUAAAGCUUCUCGCCAAGAUCCACCGGAAAGAAAUUCAGUAUUUGGAUCCUCGAGUCUGUGAGGCUGCAGAAAAGAUCAUCAAGCUGCCGUGGUUUGGGCGUGUCUGGGUCAUCCAAGAAUUCGCGUUGGCGAAAGAUGUCGACUUCAUAUGGGGCAGCACUUUCAUCAACUGGACGGUUUUCCGAGAUGCGUUCGAUGAAAACAAGAUGAGCGAUCUCAUCUGGCAUCCAUCCACAGGCAGGAUGAGAGAACAUAUCAUUGACUCUAACCACUACUACCCAGACGAGUUUGGCCAACAUAGAAGCGUCACGAAAUUGAUGGAAACUCGCCGCCGACUCCAGCUCGAUCCGGAUCACCCGAGUAUCCGUCUGUACAAUAUGUACAUGAUUCUUAAGGGGACCAAUUUCCAGUCUACCAUUCAUUCGGACCGGCUUUUCGCACUACUUGGAAUGGUACAUGAUAGCUCGCAUGAACUGUUGACUCCGGACUAUGGUGUUCCUUUCGAGACGGUCUUGCAGCGAUACGGCGACUACAUGCUGCGGGAUGUGGGAUUUGGGCUGUUGACCUGCGCCGGUCUAGGAUCUCCAACGUGGAGCGGGCCUUCAUGGCUCCCCCAUCUGAUGGAAUCCAGUCUCGAAUAUGGGUUUGUCAGUCUUUUUGGAGAAUUUCAAGCUGGUACCCAGAAGCCUGGCCCAAGUGAUUCAGUGGUUUCUCCCAACAUCUGCGUGGAAGGCGACGUUAUGAUGUUUGAUGGUAUACUGUUCGACGAAAUCAGGAACAUCGGGCCGGAGUUAUCCUACACUGAGGAAGGACGUACGACGUUGUACGAUGAAUUAGCACCGCAGUGGGGAAUAUCAAUAUUUCGGCGGCGUUUUCAACCCGGGAUGGAAGCCUGCCACACAGCGCCGGCAUUCGAAGAGCUGUGGUUGAACUUCCUGGAGGAUCAUUAUCAACACCGCCUUGCAGAAAUUCUGCGGAAAAUACUCCUCUCGUUCAACAAACUAGUCGAACCUAUUCAACACGAUGAGUAUCCGACCCACGAGGACCUUUUGACAGUCCAACUGCUAGUCGCCACGCACAGCAGAACGAGACCAGAAGAGGAAUAUCGGGUUCGAUAUCAUCCUGAGGAAUGCCAGUGGGAGUCGGACGACGAUGUUGAGGCAGAUGAACUGGACAGAGACCCCAACGAUCCCAUCUACAGGCUGAAGAAGGCGAUCUCCUGGUGGACAAGCCCGGAACUGGAGAACGAUCCGACUCCCCGGAUGGUUGACAAGUACCUCACCUACGACAGGAUGGUUCUGGACGCAGGCGGUGGUUUCUACUUUGGCUCAAUGGUCCAUUCACAGACACGAUUUGGCAGCACCAUGAGAGGAUACCUGGGAAAUGUGCCUCGACACACGAGGGCUGGAGAUGUUGUUUGUAUUCCUAUCGGGGGAGAUGCACCACUCAUUCUGCGCCCGAGUACAGAGAGACCAGGAAUGUUUCAGCUGGUUGGUAUUUGCUAUAUUCACGGAAUCAUGGAGGGGGAAGUAUUUGGUCUGGAGCACACGUGCGAAACUGUCAAGUUGUAUUGA